AUUUGUCUUAAUAAGCGGUAUAUUAAAAAUUGGUCGCAUGCCCUAGAACCCGGUUGUCCGCCGGCGUCUCUCCGUCUCGUUUCUCUCCGCUCCGGGUAAAUACGCGAAUCCACUCCUUCAGCGAUUCAACGAACAGAGUAAACAGCUGAACACCAUUGUGUCCUCAUGGAGAAGGCAUCUUCUCUACUCUUCUCCGGUGUUCACAUAGAUAGGAAGCGGUUUGCUCAUGACAUUGCUCGGUUUCAGCCGAAGAAGGAACUAAUUAAUCCUGAAAUCCCACCUGACAAAUUCAUGCUAUCUGCAGUGGAGGUAAAGGAUAACAUGAAGCAAAAGAAGAGGAAGCGCAAGGACAAGGAUUCUGCUGAAGCUGUGGAAGGGUUCAGUGUAUUCAAGAGUUCUGAAUCUUUAUCUUCCAUUCGGGAAAAGAAUGUUAUGGAUGCUGAUUCUAUUGAGCAGAAGAAGGAAGCAGCAAAACAGAUUGAGAGAUCUUCUAUUCUUCGGAAAAAGUAUAAGAUACAUGUUUCUGGGCAUGGUGCUCCUUCUCCACUUGAAAGUUUUGCAGAGCUUAGCUCAAGGUAUAAGUGCAAACCUUAUUUAUUGCAAAACUUAUCUGAACGUGGUUUCAGAGAGCCUACACCUAUUCAGAGGCAGGCUAUUCCAAUUCUCCUUUCCAAGAGGGAUUGCUUUGCAUGUGCGCCCACUGGUUCUGGCAAGACAUUAGCCUUUUUGUGUCCAAUUCUCAUGAAAAUUAAGCCAGGAUCAAAAAAUGGUGUGAAGGCUGUUAUUCUCUGCCCUACUAGAGAAUUAGCUGCUCAAACUGCUAGAGAGUGCAAGAAGCUGGCCAAGGGGAGGAAAUUUUACAUCAAGUUGAUGACCAAGGAACUUUCCACAAGUGGGAAUUUUGAAAAGAUGCCAUGUGAUAUAAUCAUAUCUACUCCCCUUCGAUUGGAUUUUGUUAUUCGUAAAAGAAAGCUUGAUUUGAGCCGGGUUAAAUAUCUAGUCAUGGAUGAAGCUGAUAAGCUUUUUGAGCUAGGUUUUAUGGAACAAAUUGAUUCUGUGGUCAAAGCCUGUUCCAAGACCACUGUAGUUCGUUCACUGUUUAGUGCAACCUUGCCAGAAUCUGUUGAAAAACUUGCAAGCACAGUCAUGGUUGAUGCAGUCCGAGUGAAUGUUGGUAGAAAAAAUUCUGCCUCUGAGUUGAUUAAGCAAAGACUUGUUUUUACUGGCAGCGAGAAAGGAAAACUGCUUGCUCUUCGUCAAUGUUUUCAAGAGAGUUUGAAUCCUCCUGUACUAGUGUUUGUCCAAAGCAAAGAAAGAGCAAAGGAACUUUACAGGGAAUUAGCAUUUGACGAUAUAAGAGCUGAUGUUAUUCAUGCUGACCUUUCCCAGCAGCAGAGAGAAGAUGCAGUUAACAACUUCAGAUCAGGCAAGACAUGGGUUUUGAUAGCAACAGAUGUGGUUUCUCGUGGGAUGGAUUUUAAGGGCAUCAAUUGUGUGAUUAACUAUGAUUUUCCUGAAUCUGCAGCUGCUUAUAUUCAUAGAAUUGGUCGGUCUGGUCGAGCUGGAAGACCUGGAGAAGCUAUAACAUUCUACACUGAAGAGGAUAAGCCUUUUCUGCGCAACAUAGCGAAUGUGAUGGCCAUAUCUCAUUGUGAGGUUCCUGCCUGGAUAUUAGCACUGCCUAAACUCAAAAAAAGAAAGCACCGGCCACAUCGAGACUCAAUAUCAACUCUACCCGAGGAUAACACAUAAAUCUGUUUGAAAGCUUUCAGGAUCUCAUCUCCCAUCUUGUCUUUCCAGGUUGGUUCUGCACAUGUUCACAAGUGAAUGCCUGCAUCGCUUUUCUUUAAUCCGAUCAAACGUUAUCUUUAUGACUCGCACAGAUUUCCUGCAGUUUUCUAUUGCUGCUCUGUGUUCCAUGAUUUCAAUCAGAGGCUUUAUUUAACGGAGAAUCAAGUAUUGGUUCUUGAAAACAUACUUCAAACCUCCUAGAUACUGUACUUAUGCAUUUUUGAUUUUUUUUUCCCCUUCCAUUUUACUCUAUAAGUUCUCUAGUAUGUUCAAAUGCUGCAUUUUAUGACGAUCAGGAACAUAGAAGCAAAUAGAUUAAGAGUUGGCCUUUACCUUUACAUUA
Zingiber officinale is the source of this 2134-nucleotide messenger RNA. Its product is annotated as DEAD-box ATP-dependent RNA helicase 57-like. Gene Ontology annotation, biological process: maturation of SSU-rRNA. Lineage: Eukaryota; Viridiplantae; Streptophyta; Magnoliopsida; Zingiberales; Zingiberaceae. Gene Ontology annotation, molecular function: ATP binding; RNA helicase activity; nucleic acid binding. Bases 166 to 1752 code for a protein of 528 amino acids. The record is from RefSeq and is a predicted model, not a curated record. The transcript has 13 exons.